AUGAGAAACCCCGAAACUACCCAAACUAGCGGCGAACAAGGCAAACCUCAGCAAGAAAUCGCUGAAGAACUCCUCCAACAAAUCGAAGACACCAAAAGCCAACUCUUAGCCCAAUUAGCCGAAAUCCAAGAGCAAAUUCAGCAAAAUAUCACCGCUACCGAAGAAAUUUACGAACAAGUCCAAACAAAAACCUCUGAACCUAAAACCUCAGCCAAUCAACCUAACCUCAGCCAACUAGAAGCCCAAGAAAAACAACUCCGCCAAGCUACCGCCCAAACUAAAGCCAAACUAACCCAAGAACAAAGGCAACAGCAAGCGACCAAAAAAGAGCUAACUCAACUCAAAUCAGCCCUCACCAAAGAGCAAAACAAACUGAAAAAAGCCGAACAAGCCUUAACUAAACCAACCUCCUCUGCCCAAGCCCAAAAACUCCAAGCCGCCCAAGCCGAAAGCCAAGAAAAACUUACCCAACUGCAAACCCAACUCACCCAAAAACAAGAACAAUUCGCCCAACAACAACAGCAAACCAGUCAAACCCAACAAGAAAUUCAAGCCCAAGAACAGCAAAUUCAAACCAUCCAAGCACAAGUCCAAGCUACCCAACAAAGCCAAGCCCAACAGCAAUUCCAAACUGAACUAGAACAACAACAAGCCGAAAUCACCCAAGCCCAGCAAGAAAUCCUCCAACAAGAAUGA
Molecule: messenger RNA, 696 nt
Organism: Entrophospora sp. SA101
Lineage: Eukaryota; Fungi; Glomeromycota; Glomeromycetes; Entrophosporales; Entrophosporaceae
Source: the annotation of a GenBank genome assembly